CAUUAAAAAAAGCCUUAAAUAUAUACCCACAGAAAGUCACGAGUCCCCUCAAAAAGCCUCGUCGUUUCGCACGAAAACCCUUAGUUCAAUUUUCUGCCUCGGCUGAAUAGGGGAUGGAAAGAGUAACAGAGAAAGAGUGUGGUAGCAGUACUAGUAGUAGUAAGAGCAGUAAGCCAAUUCCAGAUUCAGUAAUGGAAGCAGUGAAGAGAACAUCGAAGAACAUUGAUGAUUUGAGUAGUAAUGUAGAUGAAUUGUUGUCUCUUUAUGGUGCUGAUGCUUUUCCUGAGAUGGGUCCUCUUCAACAGGCCCAAUCUUUGAUUUUGCUUGCUAAAGCGACUACUACUCUAUUUGCAUUGAGGCUUAGAUGUAAGGGGAUCAACCCAGAUGAACAUCCUGUCAAAUUAGAGUUUGAACGUCUCAGCUUGUACCAAGAGAAACUGCAGGGAUUGAUGGACUUGAAUAAAGCGCCAUUGCGACCAUCAGCUAGGAUAAAUCCACAAGCUGCAACUCGAUUUAUCGAGCAUUCGUUGCCUGAUCUUACACCUGAGCAGAGAAAAAACAUGAUAGAAAUCAGUAAAGGUGAUGGGCCUAGGAUUAAGUGUGUGGAAAGAAUUGUUCAUAAGAAGAGGAAGUAUCCUGAGCAGCAAUCUGUUCGAACUGCUACCCAGGAGUUUCUUGAGAAAGCUGCCCGUGAGCUUCUUGGUGAAAACCAGAGUGGUUUUAAGGGACCUUUACAGCUGCCUGAGGUUGAUGGUGAAGACGUACCUAUGAGCUGAUUUUCUGAAAUUUUCUUUUGUCGAUGGAGCCAUGGAGGUGCACCACCAGAUUUAGUGUUGAUGAGCUUUUCAAGCGCCUUGUUCGAGUUCCAGACAAUGAAGAAGAUUCUCAAAUGAUACGCAAGCUUUGCAGUAAUUUCUACUUUUGCCGCUAAUCAUUGAUGCAAGUUAUAAUUUAAUAGAGUUUGCUUUCGGUAUUUAGCUAUGAAUCCGAAGUUGCUCCUUGUUUUGUGUAAGGUUGUUUAUUGUAAGAGAAUAAACAGUUUAGAAAAGGAUCAAUUAGCUGGCAGUUAUAUGUACAAUAGUGCAGCAAAAACUCGAAAAUAUCUUUUUGUAGUUUAAUUUAUUUUCCAUGGAUCCUUCUACAGUAGGAGUAAUGAAGCUUGUGUGGUCAGGGUAUUAAAAAAAGCAAGCGUAUUUCAGGUCCAAUUUUUGAGGAUAUUUAGUGUAUCUAGAAUGUGUUUUACAUUAAUAGCAUUCAUAGACUUGGUUGUGAAA
Messenger RNA from Capsicum annuum, 1274 nucleotides. Its product is annotated as nuclear nucleic acid-binding protein C1D. The transcript is spliced from 6 exons. Gene Ontology annotation, cellular component: exosome (RNase complex); nucleolus. NCBI's taxonomy places the organism in Eukaryota, Viridiplantae, Streptophyta, Magnoliopsida, Solanales, Solanaceae. Gene Ontology annotation, biological process: regulation of gene expression; maturation of 5.8S rRNA. The coding region runs from base 114 to 776 and encodes 220 amino acids. Gene Ontology annotation, molecular function: RNA binding; DNA binding. The record is from RefSeq and is a predicted model, not a curated record.